AUGUCUUCAAUGAGAGAAUUAGCGACGAUGAGUGCUCAACGAUAUCUCCUUCUUCGCGACCAAACUCCCCACGUGUUUGGAUACAACCUGCAGAACGAGGAUUACAAGCUCCGAAAGGAAGGCGGGGACGGUAAAGUAAAUGUGAAAGCCAUCAUCAUCGCCAUGGCUAGCACCGAACCUGGUUCAGCAAGAAUCCUUUGGACUGAGAAGCGCAUCCCUGCGCGCGUCACUGGCAAUCCAGUGGAAGAUCACGUGGCCCAAAAGUGGACAAACGACCAGCGAGCGAGAAUGCUGCUGAAGUACUUGUGGAUGGUCCCCGCUGGUGAUGGAAACGAUCCAGAUCGAAGCGACAUCUACUACCUCCAUCACUUGUAG
This is a messenger RNA of Oikopleura dioica, 375 nucleotides long. Lineage: Eukaryota; Metazoa; Chordata; Appendicularia; Copelata; Oikopleuridae. The record is from the annotation of a GenBank genome assembly.